AGGAGGAGAGUCCGCGUCUUAUACCCAUUAAGUCAGAGGAAAGAGUCCGCAUCUUAUACCCGUUAAGUCAGAGGAAAAGUAACCGCCGCUGCCGGAGGAGGAGAGCCCGCAUCUUACACCGGUGAAGUCAGAGGAAAGAGUCCGCAUCUCCUACCCGUGAAGUCAGACUAAAGUAACCGCCGCCGCCGGAGGAGGGAGUCUGUCAAACGAAGCGGAGUCGGCAUCUUACAACCGUGAAGUCAACUCGCUCACUCACUCAGGAAUAUAUGGACACUUUUUACUUUCUUCUGACUUUUGGAAACCUCUAAACAUAGAGCUGCAUAGCCCCCGAAUCACCCUAUGCCAUUUUUGUAAGUCGUAUCCUAGCUACAGUUUUACCGCCAUUGGUCCGGAGGAAAGUGUUUGGAGUUUUUAUUGAUUCACAACGGAGUUGAGACUGUGGAUUGGGUUCAAUCUUUCCGGUAAAAAAAAUGAGUUGGCUACAGCUUCUCAGGAUUGUGCUGUGCGCAGCGACCUGUCUCCGCCGUGCCGCCGCUCUGCCCGCUGCAGGCUGUGAGGGAGACGGGUGUACCAGAGGUCAGACCUCCUCUUUAUCACCUGCUCCGUCUUCUUCGUCUUCCGUGGUGGUGAAACCCAAGCAGCCCUCCCAGGACUUCCUGGGCCAGUUUACCCAGGUGAGCUCACCAAACGGUGGGGACCGUAAACACCGCGACGCCAGCGCCGUCCUGCCCUUCAUCGGCCUCACAGGCAGUGCUGAGCAGAGUCGGAGCUGCUGUAAGAACGGAGGAACCUGUAUCCUCGGCAGCUUCUGUGCCUGCCCUCCAUUCUUCACGGGGAGGAGCUGCGAGUACGACCAGCGCAUCAGGAGCUGCGGUUCGAUUCCUCACGGCGAGUGGGUUCAGAAAGGAUGCUCCUACUGUCGCUGUGGUUACGGCGUCCUGCACUGCUUCCCCCACGUCUUCAACAACGACUGUGAUGACUCGGAGGAGGUGCGUUGGUAUCGCUCGUCCGCCAGCACGACAGUUUGGCCCGGCCGUUUCCUGUUUCUGACGCUGCUUCUUCCCCUGCUUCCCCUUCUCUGAUGGGUUUAAAAAAAAC
Messenger RNA from Etheostoma spectabile (orangethroat darter), 1098 nucleotides. It is a transcript of the gene tdgf1, whose product is annotated as teratocarcinoma-derived growth factor 1. Lineage: Eukaryota; Metazoa; Chordata; Actinopteri; Perciformes; Percidae. The record is from RefSeq and is a predicted model, not a curated record. The transcript is spliced from 6 exons. The coding region runs from base 471 to 1082 and encodes 203 amino acids.